AUGGAAACGUCGCAAUUUAAUGCGCUUAGUGCUUGGUAUGUUUCAUCAGAAGCAUCCGAAUGUACGACCGGCGCUGAGGGUAUUUUCAAGGAAGCUCUAGCGGAGUUUUCCGCAGAAUUCUCAAAGGAUGGGAAGCAGCAGCAGUGGAUCACUGACUCUAAGUAUGGGAACUUUGAGAGCGUCCUCGCAUCUGUCGAAGAGGCCCAAGUUUACUACGAAGAACGAAAAGGCAAUUCAAAGCUUCGUAAAAAAUUAGUGCAUCUUUCAGAGAAAUUAUACAGUUAUAGUAGUAUCAUGGACGUGCUACUCCCACAACAACCGGAAUACUCAACUUUAGCCUACAGUGCUAUGAAGUUUCUUCUUCUCUCAGUCAUAAACCAUCAUAAACUUGUUUCGCAACUCUGUGUUGGGCUCAAUAGCAUUGCACAGGUCAUACCGCGCGCACAACUCAUCAUACGACUCUAUCCAACUCAGCAAAUCAGGCAGGUCAUUGUUGAGAUAUAUGUCCAUAUACUCAAAUUUCUUUUGCGGGCCCUUAGCUGGUACCGAGAAAGUAAAAUGACACAUAUGCUGCAAGCAAUCACGAAGCCUGCUGAGCUACGAUAUGGUGAUAUUUUAGCAGCUAUAUCAUCUCUAUCCGAUACAAUGUCCAAGAUGGCUGAAGAUAGCAGCCACGCCGAGCAGCGAGAUAUGCACACACGUAUUGCUCGAAUAAUGCAUGAGCAAAAGCUGACUCGCGAAAGUAUUACAGAACUAAUGACAGCAGUUUCGGACAUGAAACUCUCUAUGGUGACUGAGCAAGGCAUCAGCGCGUCGGCGAGAAUCGAAUUUCGGCAGAGACUGUCCGAAGUCCAACUUAUGCAGCUCUUAGGCCAAUUAUCAGUUGCCGGCCUUCCCGACCCCAUCAAGACAUUUCAGCUGUUACUAUUCAUGUCCAAGAAGCGACAGCCGAAGUCACAAACAGAAGUGUCGACAAUCGACCUGCUAAAGUAUAUUAUUUCACAGGCCGUAUCUAUCAACAAAAGUAUCCAUACUGAUGCAGUUCUGGUUCCUCGUCUCAUGGCCCAUAUUGACGCAAAGUCAGAAAAAGACUGGAUUAACAUUCUUGCAUCAGUCCUCCAAGGUAUCCCACUUCUCUACGUCAUGAUUGACGUCGAAAUCUUGAGCCGAAACUUGGGGACAUUGACAGAGGACUUCUGGCCGACAGCAUUUCUCAAAAUGUUCUCCGAGCUCUCAGCACGCGAUAUUGGGACAAUUGUCAAACGAGAACCCGCAAGCAGGGUUCCUCCAUUAUUAGGACCAGAAGAAACGUUGGGUUAG
This is a messenger RNA of Trichoderma harzianum CBS 226.95, 1320 nucleotides long. RefSeq lists its product as hypothetical. The record is from RefSeq and is a predicted model, not a curated record. The coding region runs from base 1 to 1320 and encodes 439 amino acids. The transcript has 6 exons. Lineage: Eukaryota; Fungi; Ascomycota; Sordariomycetes; Hypocreales; Hypocreaceae.